Messenger RNA from Salvelinus namaycush (lake trout), 1838 nucleotides. Its product is annotated as microfibril-associated glycoprotein 4-like. The transcript has 4 exons. The record is from RefSeq and is a predicted model, not a curated record. The annotation marks the transcript as partial. Gene Ontology annotation, biological process: elastic fiber assembly. Lineage: Eukaryota; Metazoa; Chordata; Actinopteri; Salmoniformes; Salmonidae.
GUCUUUUUGCUCCUGUCUCUGCUGGCUCCUGUAGCCGUCCUCUCUCAGUUCUACCUCCCUCUAGACUGUGAUGAACUCUAUCAAUAUGACAACACCAAACCCAGUGGGGUGUACACCAUCUACCCUGGAGGUCCCACCACCCCCUUACAUGUCUACUGUGACAUGAACACGGAUGGAGGGAGGUGGACUGUGUUCCAGAGGAGAAUGGAUGGAACAGAGAACUUCUUCAGACCCUGGGAAAACUACAAAUCUGGCUUUGGGAAUGUGGCUGGAGAAUACUGGCUGGGUCUGGACAACAUCUUCCUCCUGACGAUGAGGAAGAAGAGUGAGCUGAGGGUGGAUAUGGAGGACUUUGAGGGAGGGAAAGUUUAUGCUAAAUACACGUCCUUCUCCAUUGAUCCUGAGAACUACGGAUACACACUGAGACUGGGCAGUUAUGUAGACGGAGGGGCAGGGGACUCCAUGUCGUAUAGCAACGGCAUGAAGUUCAGCACCUUCGACAAAGACCAGGAUACCUGGAGUGACAACUGUGCCAGGCGCAACAUGGGUGGAUUCUGGUACGGUGCCUGUACGCAUGCUAACCCUAACUCCCUGUACGCCCCACAUCCGGCAACAUCUUUCACUGAUGUGUCUGUUUCUUGGCAGCACUGGAAAGGGGUAAACUACUCUCUGAAAAGCAUUUCCUUUAAGAUCAGGGCUGUCUCUGAUGCUGUGGCUGUCCAGGAGCACGAGUAACAUACCUGACUCUAUCAGUCCUGACCUAAUGUCACCAUCUCUAAAUGACUACACAAAUACAAUAUGGAGGAGGGGGCACCAGAGCUAGCCAGACAGACACUGACACCUAGAGAACAACAUGGUCACUACAUCAUCACUAUAACACUGACACCUAGAGAACGAUACGGUCACUACAUCAUCACUAUAACACUGACACCUAGAGAACAAUAUGGUCACUACAUCAUCACUAUAACACUGACACCUAGAGAACAAUAUGGUCACUACAUCAUCACUAUAACACUGACACCUAGAGAACAAUAUGGUCACUACAUCAUCACUAUAACACUGACACCUAGAGAACAAUAUGGUCACUACAUCAUCACUAUAACACUGACACCUAGAGAACAAUAUGGUCACUACAUCAUCACUAUAACACUGACACCUAGAGAACAAUAUGGUCACUACAUCAUCACUAUAACACUAACACCUAGAGAACAAUAUGGUCACUACAUCAUCACUAUAACACUGACACCUAGAGAACAAUAUGGUCACUACAUCAUCACUAUAACACUGACACCUAGAGAACAAUAUGGUCACUACAUCAUCACUAUAACACUGACACCUAGAGAACAAUAUGGUCACUACAUCAUCACUAUAACACUGACACCUAGAGAACAAUAUGGUCACUACAUCAUCACUAUAACACUGACACCUAGAGAACAAUAUGGUCACUACAUCAUCACUAUAACACUGACACCUAGAGAACAAUAUGGUCACUACAUCAUCACUAUAACACUGACACCUAGAGAACAAUAUGGUCACUACAUCAUCGCUAUUAUUAUCAUCUUGGAUGUUAGUGUUUCAUGUUAUAACAGCACGAUGGGCUCUCUGUCUCUUAUAUGGUCACUACAUCAUCGCUAUUGUUAUCAUCUUGGAUGUUAGUGUUUCAUGUUAUAACAGCACGAUGGGCUCUCUGUCUCUUAUAUGGUCACUACAUCAUCACUAUUGUUAUCAUCUUGGAUGUUAGUGUUUCAUGUUAUAACAGCACGAUGGGCUCUCUGUCUCUUAUAUGGUCACUACAUCAUCACUAUUGUUAUCAUCUUGGAUGUUAGUGUUUCAUGUUA